Prunus armeniaca (apricot) is the source of this 237-nucleotide messenger RNA. The record is from the annotation of a GenBank genome assembly. NCBI's taxonomy places the organism in Eukaryota, Viridiplantae, Streptophyta, Magnoliopsida, Rosales, Rosaceae.
AUGGACAUCAAGGAACUCUUAACUAGAUUUGAUAAAACAGGUUGGGUCCCGCUCUGUUUAUUCAGAAUCAGAAAGACAGAGUAUCCAAAGGGGUCUCGCUUAGUCAAACUCGUAAGAAACGUCUCUGAAACUGCCGAGACCCAGUAUUGGAGUUGUUCAGAUCGACGACGAGCUCAGCUAGCUAGCAAACGUAGAAUGCCAGGCACUUGCAGCAUCACAGGUUAUAAAUCAUCGUAG